Aspergillus homomorphus CBS 101889 is the source of this 584-nucleotide messenger RNA. RefSeq names its product DNA replication protein PSF3 (gene psf3). Gene Ontology annotation, biological process: mitotic DNA replication initiation. The transcript is spliced from 6 exons. The record is from RefSeq and is a predicted model, not a curated record. Gene Ontology annotation, cellular component: GINS complex. NCBI's taxonomy places the organism in Eukaryota, Fungi, Ascomycota, Eurotiomycetes, Eurotiales, Aspergillaceae. Bases 48 to 584 code for a protein of 178 amino acids.
CGAUAGCGGGUGAAAGAGAAAUCGCUAGUGGUCCGACUGACGACGAGAUGUCGUACUAUGAUAUUGAUGCGAUAUUAACAGAUGCGCAGAAACUGCCGUGCACAUUUGAGCUCGACGUGCCGGGGCUUGGCAUUUUAGAAGGCAAUCCCGGAGAGAAUAUUAAAGCCGGUACUCGCAUCGAUCUACCGCUCUGGUUGGGAGAGAUGCUGUCCAUCGGUGCUCGACUGGGUACCUCGCGAUUAGUGACGCUGGAUCUCCCGUAUGCGUUAUCGGAUCGGGUUCUGAAUGCGCUGAAGGCUGAUCCGCGCACGGUGGAUCUGCGCUCGCUGGCGCCGCACUUCUACAGCCUGAGCGAGCGGGUGCUCGAGCUGUUCGAGGAAGAGGAGAUGGUAGAAGUUCUGAGUAAUACAUUCAAGAAGCGUGCAGCGCAGAUUGCCGACCAUGCGCACAAUCCGCAGGGCGCAUUGGGCCAGGGGGCGGAUUUCCUGCGUGGCCUGGACGAGACGGAAAGACAAUUGUUCCGAGCCACGCAUGACAGUGCCAAGGAGAUCCGGGUAUGGGCUGGUGAGUCGAAGAAGAAAUGA